This is a messenger RNA of Oikopleura dioica, 2232 nucleotides long. The record is from the annotation of a GenBank genome assembly. NCBI's taxonomy places the organism in Eukaryota, Metazoa, Chordata, Appendicularia, Copelata, Oikopleuridae.
AUGUCCGAAGAUGUCCUGUUAUCCGACUCGGAGUCAUUUCAUUCGGGCGUGAGUGAAAAAGACUUCAAGGAAAAUUACAGGCUUCACUAUCUCGUCUGGUGCAAUGACUAUGACGACGUGGCAAAGUACAUCCGAGGCUCUUCUUUCGACAUGUUCGAAUUCGAAAGAGUGGAUCAGCGAGGCCGCACGCCGCUGCACAUUGCUAUCUCCCUAGGACAUUUUGAAAUUGCGAGAUUAUUACUUUCAUCUGGUGCAAAUCCGACUUCGAAAAAUGCAGGAGGCUGGUCCGCCUUGCACGAAGCAACGUCAAUCGGCGACCCUGAGUUGGUUAUUGAAAUUCUCGUCAAUCGCGCCAGUUUUCGAAAAAUCAACGAGCUCCAGGGACGCAGCGCGUUUUUGAAGCACUUCUUCAGCAUGCCCGAUCUUUACCUGGAGAUGAAGUGGGAGAUCACGAGCAUGAUCCCGCUCGUUGGUCGUUUUUGUCCAUCGGAUACGAUGAAAAUUUGGAAGAAAGGAGCAAACAUUCGAGCCGACUUUCACCUUGUCGGAAUGGAGAAAAUGUCCUUCAAAAAAGGAUUCAAGAGUAUCCUUUUCAAACUAAACGAAAAGUCAAAAGUUCCAAGCGGAGACAUUGUAGAAGUCGACCACGUGGAGAAAACAGCUUCUUUCGAAAGCUGGUCCGCAGAGGAAGGAUCAGUAAAUACUGAUAGAGUUACUCCUUUGAAUCCACGAUUCGUCAGUCUCACCACGGCCCAGCGACUCCGCUUGGAAAAGGCAGUUCAACACAGACUCACGAAUCCGAUCAAACUUUCGUCAGUAGAUCCCCACAAAAUCAAAAUAGAACAUGCUAAGAGUGGAAUAUGGGGAUUUCAAUCAGAUAAAAAAGAACAAGUCUCUGGAUACGACUGCGAUGUUUACAGUAUAAAUGGAGUAGAACUUCUUCAGAGGACGAGGACAGAACACUGCGAAGAGAAUCAAAAGACCGAUGGGACAGCUUUAAAACGCUCCUCAAGCAACAGCUCUGGGGUUGAAACCUUCGGACAAAUCCUAGGUGUCGAUAAGGGAACGAAACUAACAGACACAACUACUAGUUCUUUCCAGCAAGCGUAUAAUCCAGACGGACUAACUCCAGAAGAAUACUUUAAUCCGACUCCGGAAACAGAGAAUAAAGAUAUCGGUCGUCCGAAAAUUAUGAAAGAAAAGCGUCAAUCCUUCAAAGGCUCUGCCUGGAUCACGGAAAACAGUCCGAUCUCUCUGGUCGAUGAGCUCAUUCCCAUAUUAGAUAUUCUUUGUAAUUUCAAUGAUAUUCCUUGGUUUGAGUCGCUGAGAGAGAUGCUCAAACUUAUUCCGAAAGGAUUUCCUUGCAGGCUGGACGUUCCACUUUUUUAUGUUUUUACAGCGAGAGUCACUUUCCAGAACAUUAAUGGAGAAGGCGAAUUCUGCCAAAAAGACGCCGAUGGAAAACUAAAAAUCGACGACAAAGUAUUCCGCAUUCCCGGCGAAUACCAACAAGAGCAUCGAAGUCUUCACGAAACCGUGGCUGAGCACAGGCGCAACCGCCGAGAAACUAACUUUGAGGAUCCUGAGCUGAAUGCUGCCAUCGAAGAAAGUCUCAAAGAGCUGGGCGUGGCGAAUGAUCCUGCAACGAGAAGACAGAUAAUGGAAAGUCAGCGACAAGUCAGAAUGGGUCAGGUGUACACGCAGAUGCGCGGGGACAAUCUCGGCUUCCCGGGACUCCCGUCGUCGACUACUUUCGGCUCCCAUGGAGACCAGAAGGGUAUUUGGGAGGCUGAUCAAGCUGACAAGAAUAUGUUCGGCCGAACGAACAACAUCCUCGCCGGAUACUUGAACAAGGCAGUUCUCGCCCUCCCAGACAUUCCAAUGCUCGAGGGGUGCCGUAAAGCAGCAUUGGACCGUCAAGUCGCUGCCCGAGCUCAAUACAAAACUUUCCCGAUCUUUGGCCACGAGGCUUUCGAUGCUCACCACCAUGUGAACUACACUGCUCGACGAGCAAACAUUUUCCGUCACGAACAGCCUAUCUGGGCGAUGGAGCACUUUGGCAUGGAUCGCAUCCGAUUUUCCCAGCCGGAAGAACUCAAUCCAGCCGUACGAAACCCGUCAUCAGGAUUUUUCUUCGGUAAAUCUGUUGCCUACCCAAGCUCGAAAAACGACACUUACAUCGACUUUGACACCAGAAACUGGGGCAAGUCUGGCAUCCGAGUUCAAAAGUAA